AGCCUGGGCACAGAUCGCUCUGGGAACGGUGCCGUCCCCACCCCUCCCGUAUAAAUAGGGCCUCCGCGGCCCUGCCAGGGGAAGAGGCUGCCUCUGUUUGGGGGAACUAAAGGCGGAAGAACUGCGUGACCUGUGUGGCCUAGAGCAAAUCACCGGACCUCCUCUGCAAACCCGCGGGUCCGCGGAAGUGAGCGCCCCCGUCAGCGAUGGCUCCUGGUGGUGCGAGCCUGAGGGCCGCCGUCCUCUGCCUCCUGGCCUGGGCCGGCCUCGCCGCUGCUGACCGGGUGUACAUACACCCCUUUCACCUCCUCGUCUACAGCGAGAGCAGCUGUGAGCAGCUGGAGAAGUCCAACGCGGAGGCGCCCAAAGAGCCGACCUUCACACCGGUCCCCAUUCAGGCCAAGACAACCCCUGUGGACGAGGAGGCCCUCCGAGAGCAGCUCGUGCUGGUCACCGAGGGGCUGGAGGAGGAAGACAGGCUGAGGGCGGCGAAGGUGGGGAUGAUGCUCAACUUCUUGGGCUUCCACAUGUACAGGAUGCUGAGUGAGUCGUGGAGCACGGCCAGCGGGGCGGCCAUCCUGUCCCCAACGGCUCUCUUUGGCACCCUGGCCUCUUUCUAUUUGGGCGCCCUGGACCCCACGGCCAGCAGACUACAGGCGUUCCUGGGCGUCCCCGGGGAGGAUCAGGGCUGCACGUCCCGGCUGGAUGGCCACAAGGUCCUCUCUGCCCUGCACACCAUCCAGGGCCUUCUGGUCGCCCAGGGUGGGGCCAGCGGCCAGCCCAGACUGCUCCUCUCCACGGUGGUGGGGCUGUUCACAGCCCCCGGCCUGCGCCUGAAGGAGCCAUUUGUGCGGGGCCUGGCUCCCUUUGCCCCCAUCAUCCUCGAGCGCUCUCUGGACUUGUCCACGGACCCAGAUCUUGCUGCCGAGAAGAUCAACGCGUUCACGCAGGCAGUGACGGGGUGGAAAAUGAACAGCCCCCUGUCAGGAGUCGGCCCAGACAGCACCCUACUUUUCAACACCUAUGUCCACUUCCAAGGAAAGCUGAAGGGGUUCUCCCUGCUGGAGGGGCUCCAGGAGUUCUGGGUGGACAACACCACGGCAGUGCCCGUCCCCAUGCUUUCGGGCACGGGCACCUUCGAGCACUGGAGCGACGCCCAGAACAACCUCUCCAUGACCCGCGUGCCCCUGGGCAAGAGCGCCUGCCUGCUGUUGGUGCAGCCGCAAUGCAUGUCGGGCCUGCAGCAGGUGGAAACCCUCAGCUUCCAGCACAACUUCUUGACGUGGCUGAAGAAUCUCUCUCCCCGGACCAUCCGCCUGACCAUGCCCCAGCUGACACUACAAGGCUCCUAUGACCUUCAGGACCUGCUGGCCCAGGCCAGGCUGCCCACCCUGCUGGGUGCAGAGGCGAACCUGGGCAAAAUCAGCGACGACCAGCUCAGAGUCGGAAAGGUGCUGAACAGCGUUCUUUUCGAACUAAAAGCAGACGAGGGAGAAGAGCCCACAGAGUCCGCCCAGCAGCCUGACGGGCCCGAGGCCUUAGAGGUGACCCUCAACAGCCCGUUCCUGUUCGCCAUUUAUGAGCAAGACUCCACCGCCCUCCACUUCCUGGGCCGUGUGGCCAACCCGCUGAGCGCGGCGUGAGGCCUGGGCCGCCACCGAGCCGCGGCUGUCACCGUGAGCGACAGGCACACAGUAACGCCGAUUUGUCACCCGUCUUCCACUUUUCCUUCCAGUGAGUCAGUGCGGAACGGGAAGGAAGCUGUUUCUCCCUGGUAAACGUGGCACUGUGUAUCACGAGCAGCGGAACCUUUGGGAAGAAGGCCUCCCGGGUUCUUAGGUUUAUCUUGGGCCACGUGAAGGGGGGGGCGGUGCCAAGAACCAGAGUUUAUUAGCACAGGACGACUGUUCAGAACAAAGUGUGAACAGACUUAAAACCGGUUCGUGAAACCAAAAACUGCUUUCCUUUUUAUCAGAGAACAGAAAUCGGGCUUUAAAAUUAUACAGUUUUCACAGCCCUGGGUUUAUCCUCGGUUAUGGAAUACGAACGCACGACCUGCAUACGGUCUCCACGAUGCCUUAGUUUUUUGUUGGUUUCUUGGUUGUCUUCCCCAGGAUGCUGUGAUCUUGGAAAAACACAAGCGUCUGAAUUUGUGUUAGAAUGUUAAUACCACGGCUGGUCAUCCCUUGUGUUCUUAAUAAACGUCUUGCAACAAUA
Molecule: messenger RNA, 2217 nt
Organism: Neofelis nebulosa (Clouded leopard)
Lineage: Eukaryota; Metazoa; Chordata; Mammalia; Carnivora; Felidae
Gene: AGT
Product: angiotensinogen
Exons: 6
Coding region: 207-1643 (478 amino acids)
Biological process (GO): regulation of systemic arterial blood pressure by renin-angiotensin
Molecular function (GO): serine-type endopeptidase inhibitor activity
Source: RefSeq, a predicted model, not a curated record